AUGGCGCCUGCUACACAGCCGAAGGCGGCGGCCAGAGUGGCCCGACCUGCCGCCAGGUAUCGUCCAGGCAAAGCUCCCGUUGGCGCCGCAGGCUCGCUCGAUGACUUCUCGGACUCGGACAACGACGAGCACGCCGACGAUCACGACUCGCGUCACACCGCAGCGCCGACGAGCGUCAGCAUCUCGGACCUUUCUUCGGGCACAGCUGCGCUGCAGUCCUCUGCCCAGCGAAGAACGGCCGGCAUUGUGAUUGCUGAUCCGUCUUCGAGCGCAAAGAAGAUCAGCGUGCGCCUCAAUGCUGCUGCCGAACCGACGAGGGCGCAAGAACAGGACGACUCGUCCGAGUACGAGACCGACACCAGCGAGGAGGACGCCAAACCAGCCCAGGCCAGACCGGUGUUUCGCAAGCCUGGUGCGCCGUCUCAGCCAGCACAGAAGGACGAAUCGUCCGAGUACGAGACCGACACGGACGACGAGAGCAGCGAGGAAGACGCGACUCCACCACCUCUUGCCAAACCGAUCUUUGUUCCCAAACGAGCGCGCACGACCAUCGCCGCGGGACCUGCCGACACAGAAGCAGCACAGGAGGAUGUCGAGGCCAAGGCGGAGGAGGAGGCUGCCAAACGUCGGCAAGAGGCGCACGAUCUCGCGGCUGCCACGAUCAAGCGCCAGCUGGCGGAGAAAGAGUACCAAGAAACGCACGCGACCGAUGUGGACGACACGGAUGGCCUUGAUCCGGAAGCCGAAUUCGAAGCGUGGCGCCAACGCGAGCUCGCACGACUGCAGCGCGAUCGCGAAGCCCUCGACGAGAAGCGCAAAGCGCAAGCGGAGCUCGACGCAUUCCGUGCAUUGCCCGAAUCAGAGAAGGAUCGUCUGGGCCGCGAACGCGCCAAGCAACAAGCGGCAGAGAAGCGGGAACAGCGAGGCAAUCCUGCGUUCCUGCAAAAGUACUACCAUAAGGGCAGCUUCUUCCAGGACAUGGACAUUCUGCAGCGCGACUAUACCGAGGCGACGAGCAGUCAGGUCGACGUGAGCAAGCUGCCCAAGAUGAUGCAGGUGCGCAACUUUGGCGCCAAGGGCCGCAGCAAGUGGACCCACCUCGCCAACGAGGACACCUCCAAGAGCGCCAUGAAGCUCGAUGCCGCGAGUGCGUGCUUUGUUUGCGGCGGUCCACACAUGAAGAAGGACUGUCCCCAGCGAGGUGGUGCAGAGGGUAGCGGUGCGAAUCGUGCCGACCUUGGCGAUGGGGUGGAGGCGUCAAGGACGUGGGGGGAGAGUGCGCGCGAGGCGCAGUCGGAACGUCGAAGAAGUCAAAGUCCAAGGCCGGAGCGGAGACAUAGGGAGGAGGGUGGAGAGGAGCGAUCGCGUAGUCGAAGGGAUCAAGACCAUAAAUCCUCCUCAUCCCACCGCGACCGAGAGCAUCGCGAACACCGAGAACAUCGCAGCCACCGCCGCGAUCGGAGCCGAGAGCGUCAGGACGAGCGUGACCGCGACCGAGGCUCACGGCAUCGCGAUGAUGACCGACGGCGUGGCGACCAAGUGGAUCGUGAACGACGGCAUCGAUUCGACCACGAGCAUCGGGAGCACCGCCACCGUCGGGAGCGCCGAGACGAGUCCAACUCGCACCGUCGACACAAGCGCCACGACGACGAACACGCCGACGAGCUGCACCGCAAACGCUCCCGGCAUACCUCACCGCCACCAGCUGCUUGA
Moesziomyces antarcticus is the source of this 1713-nucleotide messenger RNA. RefSeq names its product microfibrillar-associated protein MFAP1, Zn finger, CCHC type protein. The record is from RefSeq and is a predicted model, not a curated record. Lineage: Eukaryota; Fungi; Basidiomycota; Ustilaginomycetes; Ustilaginales; Ustilaginaceae. Gene Ontology annotation, molecular function: RNA binding. The transcript has a single exon. Gene Ontology annotation, cellular component: U2-type spliceosomal complex. Gene Ontology annotation, biological process: mRNA splicing, via spliceosome. Bases 1 to 1713 code for a protein of 570 amino acids.